Messenger RNA from Polyodon spathula (Mississippi paddlefish), 876 nucleotides. Its product is annotated as smoothelin-like. Lineage: Eukaryota; Metazoa; Chordata; Actinopteri; Acipenseriformes; Polyodontidae. The record is from RefSeq and is a predicted model, not a curated record. The coding region runs from base 382 to 876 and encodes 164 amino acids. The transcript is spliced from 4 exons.
GAGGAGAGGAGGGAGAGAGGAGGCACUUAACAAAAUAGUUAAGACUGGGUUAUAAAUAGAAAAUGAGAGAGGAGGGAGGUAUUUAAACAGCUUUGCAGAGAGAGAGAGAGAGGGAGUAAUAGAUACAGGGUUUACAAGUUGUGUGUGUUACAUUUUCAUGCUGUGUUCAGUUUCAAUAGCUGUAGCCAAACAUAAACAAACCAACCAAGAGAAAAGAAAGACCUCUCUGGUCUUUAUGACUGCUUGAGAAAUAUUAUUAUUAUUAUUAUUAUUAUUAAUAAAUAGUUGGACUAAACCGCUAAGACUCUGGACAGCAGUUGGACAGGCUGUCAACGUUGGACAAUAAGGAAAAGACACCUUUGGAAGGUCAAGUAAUCCAAGAUGGACACCGGGCUAGGGCAGGUGGAACGCAAUGCAUACGAUGCAUCACUUCCUGUCCAGGAGGAUGCUGGGAGCUGCGAGCCGUUGUCCAAUCAGAAUGGAGCAGGGCAAGAGGCCCAGGAAGUGAAGAAGUGCUCUGAGAAGGAGGGUGUGUCUGGUGAGAAGGUGGGCGUGUCAUGUGAGAAGGUGGGCGUGACCCGUGAGACAAUGGGCGGCGUGUCGAAAGGACAGCGGAGGAAAGACAGGCAGACAGACAGACGCAGCGCUCCUCUCCCCUCCCUAUCCCGCUCUCACACGCUCCCUCGUUCCUGUGCCGGGGGAUCCAGGAGAGCCAUCACAGCCCGCUUCGAGGAGCGGAGCGCUGAGGCAGGGUCUUCAGCCCGUCCUAAGUUCAAAGUUCAGAGGUCGACGAGUAUGGGGGCGCCUGGAGGAAACUCACCGAAGCAGGUUUUGCUGCAGUGGUGCAGCUUAAAAACACAGGGGUACCAGAUCUGA